Onthophagus taurus is the source of this 864-nucleotide messenger RNA. NCBI's taxonomy places the organism in Eukaryota, Metazoa, Arthropoda, Insecta, Coleoptera, Scarabaeidae. The record is from RefSeq and is a predicted model, not a curated record.
AUGGAAGAUAAAAGCGAUCAAACGGUGAAAUUUGUUCAGUUAAUUGAAAAUUAUCAGUGUUUAUAUAAUCAUACAUUAGCUGAACACUCUAGAAAAGAUGUUACCGAAAAAGCUUGGUCUGCAAUAGGUCAAAAAAUGAAAUGGACAGAAUCAACAUUAGUACAUUAUAAAGAAUAUUUACCACUUUACGUCAGUAGUGAUGCAUCGGCAAGAGGAGCAGGAGCGGUGCUAGCUCACAAAAUGCCCGACGAUACCCUAAGACCUGUUGCAUUCACAUCCCGUACUUUUACAGACGUAGAAACCAGAUAUUCGACAAUUGAUAAAAAAGCAUUAGCUAUUGUCUAUGCGGUAACAACAUUUCACCAAUAUCUGUACAGACGACAUUUUUAUCUUUUAACCGACCAUAAACCGCUAGAACGUAUUUUUAGUCAUAAACGCGAAACACCAAAAAUAGCAAGUAAUCGAUUGUUAAGAUGGGCGAUGUUAUUGAACAGUUAUAAUUACGCUUUGUCAAGAUUACCUAUCUAUGAAGAUACACCAAGUAAAAAUGAAGCGAUUGGUCUACCAAAGCGAGGACAUCUGCUGCACCUACGAGUUAAACAUCUGCCGAUGUCAAGAAAAGAAUUACAGAAAGAAGUUUUUAAGGAUCACGUGUUGUGCAAAAUAAUACCAUAUAUUAAAACAUAUUGGCUUGAUAAAGAUAUACUUCCAAAUGAACUGAUCCCAUAUUACGAAAAAAGGGAUGAGCUAUCGUAUGAGGAAGAUAUGAUUCUUUGGAAGGGAAGGAUAUGUAUUCCAGAAAAACUUCGCAAAACAAUAUUAAAGAUGUUGCAUGAGGGACACCCGGGAAUCACAGGAAUGUAG